GAAUCCUGUGAUAUUCGUCAUACUUCUGACAAAAUGGAGGCAUGCGGCUGAAUUUGGUGGAGUUUUUUCCUAAAUGCAUUGCAUUUUUAAACAAACAAAAGCUGGCUUAGAUUUCACAUAACACAUAAAUUAUAAAAGCUGGUACGUAAGGUGUUACACAACUACACUCCACCAUGAGUAGUUCGGAAGAGGUAUCAUGGAUCUCGUGGUUCUGUGGUCUACGCGGCAAUGAAUUCUUCUGUGAGGUGGAUGAAGAUUAUAUCCAGGAUAAAUUUAACUUAACAGGGCUUAACGAACAGGUACCACACUACAGACAGGCAUUAGACAUGAUCUUGGAUCUUGAACCCGACGAUGAACUAGAGGAAAACCCAAACCAAAGCGACCUGAUCGAGCAAGCUGCAGAGAUGCUGUAUGGUCUUAUACAUGCCCGCUUCAUCAUGACAAAUAGAGGCAUCGCUUUAAUGCUUGAAAAGUACCAACAAGGGGACUUUGGUCACUGUCCAAGAGUGUAUUGUGAAAACCAGCUAGUACUACCAAUUGGUCUCUCAGACGUCCCGGGAGAGGCCAUGGUUAAACUUUACUGCCCGAAAUGCCAGGAUGUCUACACACCGAAGUCCUCACGGCACCAUCACACGGACGGCGCAUACUUUGGCACCGGUUUCCCACACAUGUUCUUCAUGGUGCAUCCGGAGUAUCGACCGAAACGCCCACCAAACCAGUUCGUCCCUAGAUUAUACGGUUUCAAGAUUCACCCCACUGCAUAUGAGAUACAGCUCCAGGCUGCUGCAGCACGCAGCCGAUCAGCCUCCUCCCGUCCUCGAUCGGCGAAACCCCCCUACAAGUAACACCCUCCACCCCCCUCUCUCCCCAACCCCCUCUCCUCUCAACGACCCGACUACAAGCGGAGAAAAGUCUCGCAUCCCCUGUCUGUCAACGAUAACGUCUGUUUACCUCCUCAUGUUGAACUUGAGAAGUGAUGCACAAAGGUAUUUGUUUGUGGGGGGAAGUUCUGAAAUGAAUGCCCUGUUUCCGUUAUGACCCAGGCCCAGUCGAAGCUCGGUCGAAGGUGGUUACAGGCCAACUCAUAAGGUCACGUAUUGUUGUUUUCGACUGGUUGCCUGCAGGUCUUUGCUUGACAUUAAAUGAAGCUUAUCAGCUUAGACAGGUUA
Messenger RNA from Asterias rubens (European starfish), 1169 nucleotides. Its product is annotated as casein kinase II subunit beta. Gene Ontology annotation, cellular component: protein kinase CK2 complex; cytoplasm. The coding region runs from base 174 to 845 and encodes 223 amino acids. The record is from RefSeq and is a predicted model, not a curated record. Gene Ontology annotation, molecular function: protein kinase regulator activity. NCBI's taxonomy places the organism in Eukaryota, Metazoa, Echinodermata, Asteroidea, Forcipulatida, Asteriidae. The transcript has 7 exons.